Molecule: messenger RNA, 2937 nt
Organism: Xenopus laevis (African clawed frog)
Lineage: Eukaryota; Metazoa; Chordata; Amphibia; Anura; Pipidae
Product: protein kinase C delta type-like
Exons: 7
Coding region: 167-889 (240 amino acids)
Source: RefSeq, a predicted model, not a curated record
ACGCAUGCCUUCUUCACGAUGGAGUAUGCAAGUGGAGGAAGUCUCAUGAUGGAAAUCAAAAAGCGGAGACAUCUGAAAUUAAGAAAAGUGAUGAUACUGGGUUAUAGAUAAAGAGAAGGAUUUUAUCCGCCCAUAAUUAAAUGUCUGGAAGCCACAUUCCAUCGUAAUGGAACCUAAGGAACAUCUGCACAGCAAGAAAAAUGGGACCUCCUGUGAGAUACUUACUCAGCUAAUGCACCACAGCUUCUACUCGGCGGAGAUGAUUUGUGGACUGCAAUAUCUACAUUCUCGUGGCAUUAUCCACCGUGAUUUCAAACCGGACAACGUCAUGCUGAGCAGCGAAGGACACAUUAAGAUCGUGGACUUCGGCUUGGCAGCAGAAGGAGUUUUUGACAAGGACACCAUCACAGGCAGAAUUGGAACUUUUGCAUACAUGGCUCCAGAGGUGAUAAGAGGCAAGGAAUACAAUGCAGCUGUGGACUGGUGGUCGUUUGGCAUCACCCUGUGCGAAAUGGCUACCGGUCAGUUCCCUUUCCACGAAGAGAAUUGUCUUGGUGAGGUAACACGAUCUAUCCUCAAGGACCAACCCACCUACCCAGACUGGAUCAGCAACAAACUGCACCAUCUCCUGCAAAAGCUUCUGAAGAAGAAGGCCUGCAAUCGCCUUGGAAUCAAUGGAAAUAUACGAGAAGAUCCGUUUUACGAGUCCAUUGAUUGGGAGGAACUCGAAAACAAGAGUGUUUCACCACCGUUCCAGCCAGAAGCUCAAUCAUCUGAGGAUUUUAAGGACUGUAGAAUGACCACCCUGCAGUUCUUACAGGAGCGAGUCACAUUAGGAAAUUACAUUCUUCAGGACUUUUCCUAUCAAAGUCCUGGAUGGCAGGCAUAAGUGACAUCGCUGGACACAGUCCUACAUGAGCAGUGAAACCAUCAGCUAAAUACCAAUUCUGUCUAUUCCAACUCACCAUAAUCUGCCAAAAACAUUUUCUUCUUUGCGUUAUCUUACUGCCACCUCCACUACCAACUUUUCCAUCUGCCACUAUCUACUCCAGCUUCCAUCUUUCAUCUUAUGUUACCAUCAAUUCCAGGAGCUCAUCCUUUUCUAGCCACUCCAAUUAAAUUGGGGGUGCCUCUUUCUUUGUUUAUUCCAUCAGUAAAGACUUCCCUUAUUUCCACCGCUCUUUCACAUGCAGUGCCUUUUCUUCCAUCCACCAAACGUACACCAUUGGUGCUUCCCCUACCACCGCAGUUCCACCAGUGAUGCCUCCCCUUAUAUCCACCGCAGUUCCAUCAGUGUGCCUCUCCAUGCAUCCACUGUAGUUCCAUCAGUGGUGCUUUCUCUUCCAUCCAAAAUAUGGUUUAAUACACAGGAGCACCCUUAAGCCACUUGGUAGACCCUGCAUUCUUUUUAAUUCCAUCCCUCAGACUGCAGAAGCCGGGAUCUGCAGAUUGCGUGGGGCCCAAUGGAAUAAAAAGGAAUGCGGCAUUCAUCUUGUGGCUUAAAGGCACCUGUGUAUUCUGUCAUAUUCCCUUCUGUUUUCCUUGUCAUUCUUUCCUAACAUAAUGCAGUACUUCCCCUUCCAUCCACCCCACAACUUUGCCAGCCCAUCCGUUCUGACUAUCCCUUACUGCCACCUCCACUACCAACUUUUCCAUCUGCCACUAUCUACUCCAGCUUCCAUCUUUUAUCUCGUGUUACCAUUUAUUCCAUCAGUAAAGCCUUCCCUUCUUUCCACCGCUCUUUCACAUGCGGUGUCUUUUCUUCCAUCCACCAUAAGUACAGUAUUGGUCCGUCCCCUACCACUGCAGUUCCACCAGGAAUGCCUCCCCUUAUAUCCACCGCAGUACCACCAGUGUGCCUCCCAAUGCAUCCACUGUAGUUCCAUCAGUGGUGCUUCCUCUUCCAUCCAAAAUAUGGUUUAAUACACAGGAGCACCCUUAAUCCACUUGGUAGACCCGGCAUUCUUUUUAAUUCCAUCCCUCUGCAGAAGCCGGGAUCUGCAGAUUGCCUGGGGCCCAAUGGAAUAAAAACGAAUGUGGCAUUCAUCUUGUGGCUUAAAGGCACCUGUGUAUUCUGUCAUAUUCCCUUCUCUUUUCCUUGUCAUGCUUUCCUAAAAUAAUGCAGUACUUCCCCUUCCAUCCACCCCAAGACUUUGCCAGCCCAUCCAUUCCAUUCAACCUUCUUCAACUGGGGCUUCUUACCGCUUUCAUUCAAUAUAUAUAUAUAUGUAUAUAUAUAUAUAUAUGGUUUAAUACACAGUAGCACCCUUAAGCAACUUGGUAGAACCUGCAUUCCUUUUCAUUCCGUCCCUCAGACUGCAGAAGCCGGGCUCUGCAGAUUAUCUGGGGUCCAAUGGAAUGGAACUGAAUUCAGCAUUCACUUUGCAGCUUAAAGGUACUUAUGUAUAUUCUGCCAUAUUAUCUUGUUUUUCCCCACCCUGCUUCCCUUGAUUAGAACCAUAACUUCCACCACCCAGUUUCAUAAGCCCAACUUCCUUUUUCAUCUGCCCCAAUUCCACCAGCCCCGUCUACUCUAUAUACAACUCUACUCUUCUCUAUCCACAAUAUGGUUUAAUACACAGGAGCACCCUUAAGUGACUCUGAAGACCCUGCAUUCUUUUCACUCCAUCCCUCAGACUGCAGAAGCCGGGGUCUGCAGGCUGCCUGGAGUAACAGAACAGAAUGUAAAUAGUAGCUUAAUGGCAUUCAUGUGCAUUCUAUCAUAUUUUCAUCUGUUUCCUUCCUUCACUCUACCUCUCAUAGUUAAAUAUGGUGCAUUGAUCCUGGGAGCUAGUCCGAUUGCCAUUAAGGGGUCAGGAAGGAAUUUUUCCCUCUAGUGAAGCAAAACAGCCCAAGCUUCACAGAGGUUUUUUGCCUUCCUCAGGAUCAAAAAUCCCAAUUUAUCUUAUUAAUAAAUCUUAUACAGAAUAACAUCAA